Messenger RNA from Protopolystoma xenopodis, 606 nucleotides. NCBI's taxonomy places the organism in Eukaryota, Metazoa, Platyhelminthes, Monogenea, Polystomatidea, Polystomatidae. The record is from the annotation of a GenBank genome assembly.
AUGGCCAACCUGUUGCUUGACUAUGCAAUCAAUAAGUGCAAACGGCCGGUCCAGGUGGCCAGAGUCCAUUGCUGCGCCUUCACUACGCCAUGCCAGAUUCUGGAGAAGUUGGGCCAGCACUGUAUCACCGUGACUAGUAAUGGGGGCAUUGGUGCCGGAAGUUGCGGCAGAAGUCGAGCUGGCGUCGGGGAGGAUAGUGUGGGCUUGGGGAGGCCAGGAAUUGCUGCUGACCAGACGUCAGGGCAUUGUCGGGUUAUGAGACCACGCGAGGGUGACUGUCUCAUCUUGCACCUGAAGGACCUGAAUCUGGUGAAGCCAGACAAGUGGGGCACCUGCCAACUGGUAGCUUUCCUCCAGCAAGUGAGCCAAAAGCCAGAAGGCUAUGAUUUAUUACGUGAUUUUUCUGUUUCCUCCCUUCUCCAGUUUUAUCCACACUUGACCAAAGUUCACGUGUUUCACAAUAACAAGGUUUUGAUUCCUCCUUCGAGUGUCAUUAGCUCUUUUUCUGCUCAAAAAUGCAUCCCAUUGCAGAUGAUACAGACUUUUGGUAAUUAUUGGAGUGUUGUGGCCAUUAGCCUUCCAUUAAAAGCGCACUCUUCUCUUUAA